Molecule: messenger RNA, 840 nt
Organism: Lentinula edodes (shiitake mushroom)
Lineage: Eukaryota; Fungi; Basidiomycota; Agaricomycetes; Agaricales; Omphalotaceae
Product: dienelactone hydrolase family-domain-containing protein
Exons: 7
Coding region: 1-840 (279 amino acids)
Molecular function (GO): hydrolase activity
Source: RefSeq, a predicted model, not a curated record
AUGUCAGCUACGAAUCGAGUCCUCGCAGGUCCAUCAGGCGAUUGUUGCUUCACCGGUUUCAGGCAUGAAGGAACGCCGAUUGGGAACAAGAUCACCAUUGCUAAUGUUCCUACGUAUUUCGUUGAGGGCUCUUCUUCUAAGGGUGACUCGGAAGCAAAAAGGCGAAUCCUGAUAUUCCUUGCCGACGUCUACGGCCCUUUUUAUCAAAAUAAUAUGCUCCUACAGGAUUUCUUGGCUCAGAAUGGAUUCACCGUCCUCGGAAUAGACUACUUCAUGGGAGAUCCUGUACACCUGCAUGAUAACGAGCAAGGCUUUGACCGUUCCAAGUGGAUGGAGAAAUCGCAUGACUCUGCUCGCGAGGUAUUGCCCAAGUGGUGGGAAGCUGUAACGGCCAAAUAUGGUAAAGAAAAGCUCAACAUUGCGGGGAGGGCACAAUCAUCUAACGAACUUGUCUCCAUGCAUACAGGAUACUGCUUUGGUGCUCGAUAUACCAUGCAGCUUUCAGACGAUGAUGCAAUAGUUGCGGCCGCUUUGGCUCAUCCUGCAUUCUUGAACGAAGAACAUUUUCGUAAUAUUAAGAAACCGUUGAUGCUCUCUUGCGCAGAGACGGACCAUACCUUCCCGUUACAGAGCCGCAGAAUCGCGGAGGAUAUUCUUGUUGAACGGAAGGCACAAUACUUCUUCCAAGUAUUUUCCGGGGUCGCACAUGGAUUUGCAUCUCGAAGCGACCCCUCCUCUCCCGAUGGCCGUUGGGGCAAGGAACAAUCGGCGCAUGGAAUUGCACUUUGGUUCCACCGUUUUAUUGAUGAGAGUUUCCAGAGUGGCAGGAAAGAGAUAUAA